Molecule: messenger RNA, 411 nt
Organism: Ostreococcus tauri
Lineage: Eukaryota; Viridiplantae; Chlorophyta; Mamiellophyceae; Mamiellales; Bathycoccaceae
Product: Histone core
Exons: 3
Coding region: 1-411 (136 amino acids)
Cellular component (GO): nucleosome
Molecular function (GO): protein heterodimerization activity; DNA binding; structural constituent of chromatin
Source: RefSeq, a predicted model, not a curated record
AUGGCUCGGACGAAGCAAACGGCGCGUAAGAGCACCGGCGGGAAGGCGCCGCGAAAGCAGCUCGCCACCAAGGCGGCGCGUAAAUCUGCGCCCACCACCGGCGGCGUGAAGAAGCCGCACCGAUACCGCCCGGGUACGGUCGCACUGCGUGAAAUCAGAAAGUACCAAAAGUCCACGGAACUGUUGAUUCGCAAGCUUCCGUUCCAACGUCUCGUGCGAGAAAUCGCGCAGGACUUCAAGACGGACCUGCGGUUCCAAUCCACCGCGGUGCUCGCGCUGCAAGAGGCGUCCGAGGCGUACCUCGUCGGUUUGUUCGAAGACACCAACUUGUGCGCGAUCCACGCGAAGCGAGUGACCAUCAUGCCGAAGGACAUUCAGCUCGCUCGACGCAUCCGCGGCGAGCGUGCUUAA